Diabrotica balteata is the source of this 1288-nucleotide messenger RNA. NCBI's taxonomy places the organism in Eukaryota, Metazoa, Arthropoda, Insecta, Coleoptera, Chrysomelidae. The record is from the annotation of a GenBank genome assembly.
UUUAACACUUAAUUUACAACGAGAACUAGAUACUUUUAACAUGGGUGAACGAAAAGGAGUAAAUAAAUAUUAUCCCCCCGACUAUGACCCAAGGGUCGGGGGUCUCAACAAAUUCGUGGGGACUCAUGCCCUAAGAGAAAGGGCUCGGAAGAUCGACAAAGGUAUUAUUAUUAUACGUUUUGAAAUGCCAUAUAAUAUAUGGUGUGAUGGCUGUAAGAAUCACAUUGGAAUGGGUGUAAGAUACAAUGCAGAAAAAACUAAAGUUGGAAUGUAUUACACUACUCCUGUGUAUGAGUUUAAAAUGAAGUGUCAUCUAUGUGAUAAUCAAUUUGUAAUUAGAGCCGAUCCAGCAAAUUUAGACUACGUUAUUCAAUCAGGAGCUAGAAGACAAGAAAAUCGUUGGGACCCAACAACAAAUGAACAAGUUGUACCUGAAACCAAAGAAACUCAAAAAAGACUAUUUGAUGAUUCUAUGUUUAAGCUUGAGCAUGGUAGUGAAGAUAAGACUACUGCAGAAAGUGUAAAACCUGGACUGGUCAAACUGUUUAACAGGAAUGAAGACGUUUGGGCUGAUUCUUACUCUGCUAAUCAAAUGCUUAGAGCACAAUUCAGGAAGGCCAAUUAUGAAGCAAAACAAAAAGUAACUCAUGAUCAAGUUCUUCUAAAAAAAUCCAGCCUGGACAUUCCUCUUUUACCUGAAAGAGAAGAAGACAAAAAAGUAGCAUCUCUUCUGAGCAUGAAACUAAAACCGUCAAAAAGUAUAGACGAACAUAUGGAAACUAUAAGAAAAGAAAUCAUAUCACAGUCAUCGCUGCCUACAUCUAACUUUUCGAGGAGUAAAGAGGAUAAAGCCAUGAAAAUUUUAAAUCAAAGUCAAAAAGAUUUGGGAAUAAUCAAGAAAAGAGGUAAUAAGACUGAAACGGAGGAGAAAGAUGAACCCAAAAAAGCAAAAACAUCAUUAGUUGGAGAUUAUGGAUCAACAAGUGAAUCAGAAUGAAGAUAUACCAAUGUUAGAGAAUGUAUCUGUUGAUAUAAAAAAGGAGUGAAUCAAGAUCUAAUGUUCAAAUGAGUGAGAUUUGGUUAAAUAAACUAACCACCAGUUAUCUAUCGGAAGCAAAAGAAUGAAUCCUGGUGAAACAAGGAAAUCUGGUUUUUAUUGAAAUUUGUUAAAAAACCUUUUAAGAUUUCUUAGAUAAGACUACAACUACACCAAACGGCAAGAUAAGAGCAAAUUAUAGAAGUUAUAGUAUAUAUGCAAGACCUACCUUAAAAGUUACAAUCUUGUGAA